AUGGCUCUCAACACGCCGCAAACAAUCCAAGACGCUUUGCACCGAUCAUCAGACUUCGUCGUAAACGAGGAGGAAAUGAAAAACUUGGACGAGCAGUACGAAGCAACGAAAGCGGCAAUCCGAAGCUCAAUUUUGCCGCGCCCCGCGAAGAAAGGCAACCCAUCAAGCAACACAACAACGCAGAGCUCGGAUGAACCUAGAAGCGGAGGCGCCCAUAAUUACCAGGUAGGCACCAGACGCGGAAGAGGAGAGCCGUGCAACAACACUUGGGUGAGAAAGUCUCCCAACUACGACGAGAAGGCUUUCUGCGAGUAUCACCAGACCUACGGGCAUUCAACCGCUCAAUGCCAAACGUUAGGAGCAAAGCUCGUAGCAAAGAUGGCAGCGGGAGAGCUCCAAAACGCGGUUAACAUCAAAGACCUCGUCCCUAAUGAACAACAAGAGAGAGCCGAGCCGAGCGGCGCGGCAGAACCCGCGAAUCCUCCUCGACGAGGCGAUAACCCCAAGCGUGACAGGAGAGAUACCGUAUCCUCCAUCAAAACCUAUCAGCGCCGAGCCGAAGCGAAGGAGAAUUGGACAGAACCAACCGACAUCCCAAACAUAGUGAUCUCCUUCGCCGAGGAGGAAACAGCAGGAAUCGAUCGACCUCAUAACGAUCCGUUGGUGAUUGAGUUAACGAUCAGGGAUCAUGACGUAGCAAGGGUGCUCAUCGAUACUGGAAGCUCGGUGAACGUCAUCUUCAGGGAAACACUCAGAAGAAUGGGAAUCGACCUCUCCGAGGUCGAAGCAAUCCCCAAACCUCUAACCGGAUUUUCAGAAGAAACGACGAUGACUAUGGGAACGAUCAGGCUUCCUGUGGUAGCUGGCGGAGUCACAAAAAUCGUCGAAUUCUGCGUCACCGAUCACCUAGCAAUAUACAAUGUGAUCAUGGGAACUUCGUGGAUCAACGGGAUGAGGGCGGUACCCUCUACCUAUCAUCGCUGCCUCAAAUUCCCAACCCCAGCAGGUGUUAAAACGAUCUGGGGGAGUCAGAAGGAGUCACGAAUGUGCUGCCUAGCCGAGCAUAAGCUAAGGAACCCCGUCACCGACGCACGAGCAGACAUCGACCGCAAAAAGAAGAAGACAGACCGAGAGCCCGCGAACGAGCUCUCGAAACUCUUAUAG
Messenger RNA from Eutrema salsugineum, 1164 nucleotides. RefSeq lists its product as uncharacterized. Lineage: Eukaryota; Viridiplantae; Streptophyta; Magnoliopsida; Brassicales; Brassicaceae. The coding region runs from base 1 to 1164 and encodes 387 amino acids. The record is from RefSeq and is a predicted model, not a curated record. The transcript has 2 exons.